AUGCGUGGUUAUAGGACAAUGGCAAGAACAAGAACUAGUGCUGGAACUAGCGGCGGUCGUGGAAGAGGCCGUGGUGAAAACGAAGACUCUGGGCAAGGUCGUGGUAUGGGUCGAGGAACUGGACGGAGUGGAGGCCGUGGUAUUGGUCGUGGCACUGGGCCUGAAGUAGUUCAAGGUGUUGGCCGCGGUGCAGGUCGUGGAAACGAACAAGCUGGAGGGCGAGGUACUGGUCGUGGAGUUGGACGUGGUGCAGGCCGCGGUGGCGGCCGAGGUAGUGGUCGUGGACGCGGUCGUGGUGAAGCUGAAAAUGAAACUACUAAUGAGCAAACUGGAAUGUAA
Messenger RNA from Erigeron canadensis, 339 nucleotides. Its product is annotated as glycine-rich cell wall structural protein 2-like. The record is from RefSeq and is a predicted model, not a curated record. Lineage: Eukaryota; Viridiplantae; Streptophyta; Magnoliopsida; Asterales; Asteraceae. The transcript has a single exon. Bases 1 to 339 code for a protein of 112 amino acids.